GUUUUGAAACACACGAAACCUAUCGGAAAGUUAUCUGAAAAUUAAAAUGAAGGCAAAGUCACUUCCACAGAAUCGGACGUAUUGUUUAUAAACAGAGAGGCGGCCGAACAAGUUAAAAGAAGUCGUUUUCCACACAAAAAUCUUCCUACAAAGAACAGGAAUAAUCGAUAUAAUUUGAAAAAAACAAACAAACGAAUAACCACAAGUCAACAUCCAGGGAGUACAGACUGGUGUAUAGUCUAAAACCCUAUAAAAGAAGAAAGAAGAAGAGGAAGUCGUUUUCGAAGUCCAUCAUGGGAGACAGCGAAGAGGAAAUCGACUAUAUGUCAGAGGAUUUUCUGGCGCAGUGUGUAGGUAAUAAUGACGUACGUCCUGGAUUGCUCUUUUCACAUUCAUCAAAGAGGAAAGCUCAAAUAGAGAAACGAAAAAAGCAUAAGAAUGAGUCACAUCGGGAACGAUUCAAACCUAUGAAACAAGUCCAGCAAGAACGGCUGCAAGAAGGCCUUAAUACAGCAUUGGACUCCUCAAACAAAGGGUUUUCAAUGCUUCAAAAAAUGGGAUAUAAGCCUGGAUCUAGUCUUGGAAAGCAAGGUCAGGGAAAACUAGAACCAAUUGCUGUGGAGCUGAAGGCAGACAGAGUUGGGCUGGGAUGGCAGGAGAUGAUUUCUGAACACAGAAAGAAGCAACAGGAGAUAAAAAGACAAAAACAAGAAAAACACAAAGAAGAAAUGAGCACAGAGAAGUUCAGCCAGAAGAACAGUUGAACAUCCUUACUGCAUAUCUCAAGGCAACUUAUUGUUACUGCAUUUGGUGUGGAACAGUAUAUGAUGAUGAGCGAGACUUCAAGCAAAACUGCCCUGGACAAACAAGAGCAGAUCAUGAUGAUUAAUGCAAGAUUUCUUAUUUUAUAUGAAUCUGUAAUUUUUUAUGUAAACUGAUAGUCUCUCAAUAUUAUUUUAUGGUUUUAUUUAUAUAUUUAUUUAUUGGUUUUAGAUCAGUGUUGUCAUCCUUAUUGUUUUGGGUAGAAACCAGUUUUGCAUUAUAUUGUUUUCAUAACAAGGAAAUAUAGUACUCAUAAUUUAAUUUUCUGUGUGUUUGUGAAUAGAUGACCUUUUGCAAAAAGUUAUGGGCCACAAAUUUUGAGUAAGGGAAGCAUAAUACAAGUGCAAGCAUGCCUUAAAAAUUAUAAUUGUUUCAGUAGGUCCCUUUGAUCACUAAUAAGUGAAAGAAAAAUUACAUAUGAUGAUUGUAUCAGACCAUGUGUUGAUGAUAUUUGCAUAUGUACAUUAAAUACUGAUACUUUUUAAAAAUAGAUUGUGAAAAUAUGGAA
Penaeus chinensis is the source of this 1330-nucleotide messenger RNA. RefSeq names its product G patch domain-containing protein 11-like. Gene Ontology annotation, molecular function: nucleic acid binding. Lineage: Eukaryota; Metazoa; Arthropoda; Malacostraca; Decapoda; Penaeidae. Gene Ontology annotation, cellular component: kinetochore. The record is from RefSeq and is a predicted model, not a curated record.